Molecule: messenger RNA, 377 nt
Organism: Staurois parvus
Lineage: Eukaryota; Metazoa; Chordata; Amphibia; Anura; Ranidae
Source: the annotation of a GenBank genome assembly
GUCCGGGGAGAGCGGAUAUAGUGAAUAGAGGGUCCCGGGGAGAGCGGAUACAGUGAAUGCGGGGUCCGGGGAGAGCGGAUACAGUGAAUGCGGGGUCCGGGGAGAGCGGAUAUAGUGAAUGCGGGGUCCGGGGAGAGCGGAUAUAUGGAAUGCGGGGUCCGGGGAGAGCGGAUAUAUGGAAUGCGGGGCGGGGUCCGGGGAGAGAGGGAUAUAGUGAAUGCGGGGUCCGGGGAGAGCGGAUAUAUGGAAUGCGGGGUCCGGGGAGAGCGGAUAUAUGGAAUGCGGGGUCGGGGGGGAGAGCGGAUAUAGUGAAUGCGGGGUCCGGGGAGAGCGGAUCCAUGAAGUUGGAGAGUGAAGCUGGCCGAGAAGACCAACAU